AGUAUCCCGGCACAAACGGCGCGCGCGCACGGGAUUCAGGCGCAGCGCGCUCGGGGCCAUGGCGGUCUCCGUACUGUGGUUGGUAGUAGCGCUGGUGCCGUUAGGAGUAAACACACAAAAUGAUGAGUAUUUAGAAGAAUGGAACAGUAUCGAUAGAGGAUGGCCUCCCAGAUAUCCUCCAGCAGAACCAACUGAAACUGCAAGAUCUUAUGAAACUUACGGUCUGUCGGCGAGGCCAGAUGUGCCAUCUCCACGUGCACCGCCCAGUCCUGGCCUUAACUUCGCUGUCUAUGAUCCUGUAACGAGGCAACGCACUACAGCUUUCGAUCGCAACUGUACAGCGCCUGGUUGCUGUGUACCAAAAUGUUUUGCAGAAAAAGGCAAUAGAGGAUUCCCAGGCGUACCUGGACCUCAAGGCCUACGUGGUCUUCCCGGUCAUGAGGGAAUAGAAGGUCCACAAGGACCGAAAGGCGAAAAAGGUCAAAUGGGUCCACAAGGUCCUCGGGGUCCAAAAGGGGACAGGGGAAAGCCAGGUGCACAAGGUUUUAUUGGACCUACGGGAAUACAAGGUCCACAAGGUGAAUCAGGAAUGCCUGGUAUACCUGGUAAAGAUGGAUGCAACGGAACAGACGGUGAGCCUGGACCUAUUGGUGCAAAAGGAAUGCAAGGUCCUCGAGGUUUUACGGGGCCGAGAGGUGAUAAAGGUGACAAAGGAGAACCAGGAUACACGGGUCGUUAUCCUAAAGGCCAAAAAGGAGAGCCGGGAGCUGACGGUAUGCAAGGCAGACAAGGUCCAGUCGGGCCGCAGGGACCUCCGGGUUUAACAGGGCCUAGAGGAAAUACUGGCCCAAUGGGUCCAGCUGGAGCAAAAGGAGACAAAGGUUCGAAAGGAUCAAGGGGAUUGGCAAUCAAAGGAGAUAAAGGUGAUAGAGGUGAUCGGGGUGAUAAAGGACCUGCUUGUCCAGCAACUGGCACCUUACCGGUAUUCGAUAAUACAAAAGGCGCUAUUAGGGGAAGUCCUGGUGAUAUGGGCGAAAAAGGCGCUAAAGGUGAACCUGGUAACUUAGGAGAAAAAGGAGAUACAGGUCCAAUGGGCGAACCAGGAAUUCCUGGACCAAUAGGUGCAAAGGGAGAAAAAGGCAUUAGAGGAAAUCCAGGAGAACGGGGUCGGGACGGAAUGUAUGGUGCACCAGGACCAAUGGGACAAAAAGGAGAUCGUGGCUAUGAUGGUUUGCCAGGCUUAGCUGGUAGACCUGGCAGUAAAGGUGAACCCGGAAGAGAUGGAUCACCAGGACCGCGAGGUCUGAAGGGUAUACCUGGCCCAGCAGGUGGUUUGACUGGAUCUCGCGGCCCUCCAGGGCCACAAGGACCAAGAGGGUACCCUGGUCCAGCUGGACCAAAAGGAACUGAUGGGAAACCUGGAGAACAAGGUCAACCUGGCCCUAUGGGGCCACCAGGUGGGCAAGGUGAGCCAGGAGCACCGGGAAUAGAAGGACCUGCUGGCCACAAAGGUGAAAAAGGUGAACCAGGACUGGAUGGAGCACCGGGUGGUGUAGGCCCAAGAGGCUACGAUGGUCCUGUGGGGCCCCAAGGGCCUAGAGGACUUAAGGGCGAUGAUGGGUUAACUAUUCCGGGUCAUAAAGGUGACAGUGGAUUACCAGGUAUUCCAGGUGAAAAGGGACAAAAGGGAGAAAGAGGCUAUACAGGUUUACGUGGUGUACCAGGUAAUUCAACCUUAGGAACACCAGGAAGCCCUGGUGAAAUGGGUCCACCGGGAGAUAAAGGCGACAAAGGUAGUCCUGGUUUUGAUGGUAUACCAGGUAACCCAGGUCCUAAAGGAGAUAUAGGAGGCCGAUGUAAUGAAUGUUAUCCUGGCGGACCAGGUCCUAAAGGAGACCGUGGAUUGGAUGGUUUAUCUGGUGCCCCUGGAGAAAGAGGACCACCUGGUCCAGUUGGUGUUCCAGGAGAAAGAGGAGCUGAUGGUCUUAAUGGAUUACCUGGUGGGGCUGGAGCACCAGGUGAACGAGGUGAUGAUGGGCCAAUUGGUCCUCCAGGUGAACCAGGUAAAGACGCCAUGAUUCCGUCUAAUUUAAUAAAAGGUGAACCAGGCCGCAAAGGUGAUCGUGGACCGCCAGGACCAAUCGGACCUAAAGGAGAUAGAGGAUAUGAUGGCCCCAAAGGAGAUCGAGGUCAAAUUGGUAUGCCAGGACCCAAAGGCGAUAAAGGGGAUUCCGGACCCCCGGGUAUAGACGGAAUCCCUGGUAAUGAUGGUUUCCCAGGAACUCCUGGUAUGAAGGGAGCCAGUGUAAAAGGAGAAAAGGGAACACCUGGUGAUAAAGGCCUUAAAGGAGAUAAAGGAACUCCAGGAAGAACGGGUCCAAAAGGUGAACGAGGGCAGUGUGCGCCGCAAAAUUUAGAACUUACUAGAGGUGACCCUGGAGCACAAGGUGAACCUGGAGCUCAGGGACCACCAGGUGAGCCUGGCGAGAAAGGUGAUAAAGGAAUACCAGGGCGACCAGGUGAAAAGGGAGAUUUAGGAUUACCAGGUAGACAUGGACCAGCUGGACCUAGAGGUCUUCCAGGACCAAGAGGAGAUAAAGGUGACUUGGGCCCUAUAGGGUUCCCAGGAACUCAAGGUGCAAAAGGUCCACAGGGUUUCCCAGGCAUCCCAGGAUCUAAAGGAGAUAAGGGUGAAAUUGGCCCUUCAAUGCCAGGGCCGUCGGGACCUCCAGGCUUGCCCGGCCUUAAAGGAGAUCAGGGCCCAAGAGGGAUAUCAGGAAUACCCGGUAACGAUGGCCCACCGGGACCAAUAGGAUUACCAGGAGAAAAAGGAGACAGAGGUUACACUGGACGACCAGGACAAGUCGGACCCCAUGGAUUAAAAGGAGAGCCAGGCCCAGUGGGUCCUCCUGGCAUAGCAGGGACACCAGGUAUUCCAGGGAGAGAGGGACCAAAAGGACAACCAGGUUAUCCAGGAUUACAAGGGAAACCAGGCGUAAUUGGACUGCCUGGUCUGAAAGGAGAGCCAGGUAUACCAGGACGUGAAGGACAAAAAGGAUUGCCAGGAUCACGAGGUAGACCAGGAACUCCUGGCUCUCCAGGUAUACAGGGUACUCCAGGAGAAAAGGGUGACAAAGGAGAUAUAGGAUUACAAGGAGUACCAGGAGAACCUGGAUUAGACGGACCACCAGGUCCAAUCGGAUUACCAGGCUUAAAAGGAGAUCAAGGUUACCCAGGACAACCGGGAAUUGCAGGAAGGAUGGGAUCACCAGGUGAAAAAGGAAAUUUGGGUCCUCCUGGUAUGCCUGGUCACAAAGGCGAACCAGGUCAGGCAUCUGAUAAAGGAGAGAAAGGAGAGCCCGGAAUACCAGGAGUUAAUGGAUUGGACGGUGCACCUGGUCCAAGAGGUGAAAAGGGUGAUAAAGGUGAUACAGGAGCACCUGGUUUUGGGAUACCAGGUGCAGUUGGACCAAAAGGUGACAGUGGUUUGCCAGGCCGAAAUGGAAUACCCGGAUAUCCAGGUCCGAAAGGUGAUGCCGGUAUUCCUGGCUUCCCAGGAAUAAAAGGAGAUAGAGGGUUACCUGGUGAACCUGGAACACCAGGAUUACCAGGUAUAGAUGGCGCACCAGGAAUACAGGGUGACUCCGGAUUGCCUGGACCACAAGGUGCUAAAGGUGAGAGGGGUGAAAAAGGAUCAGCUGGGCAAAAUGGAUUCAACGGAUUUAAGGGCGAUAGUGGUCCUGAGGGCCCACCUGGUCCGAUGGGUCCAGUUGGUUAUCCUGGACUCAAAGGAGAUAGAGGUCCUCCUGGCCCAUCGAUAAACGUUAAAGGAGAGAAAGGAGAAAUGGGUCCCCAAGGCUUUACCGGUGAAAAAGGCGAUAAAGGAGAUAGAGGUUUACCAGGCCUGCAAGGACUACAAGGCGAGAAGGGCGACCAAGGGUAUUCUGGAGAAAAAGGAGAUAGAGGUCUAACUGGAUUUACUGGAGAGAAAGGUGACAUGGGACCCUCAGGUCCUGCAGGCAUACCGGGAAGAACAGUGGUUGGAGAAAAAGGAUUACCUGGUAUACCAGGUAAACAUGGCCGGCCAGGUUUAAAAGGAGCAUCUGGUGAAAAGGGCGAGAGAGGUUUGCCAGGACUUCCUGGACCAACUGGCCGACAAGGCGCGUCAGCGCCUCCUGGUCCUAUGGGAGAAAAAGGUGAUCAAGGUCGUGAAGGACUGGCAGGUCCACCAGGUAUCGAUGGUUCACCAGGUUAUCCUGGACCUCCUGGUGUUGUUGGUGCUAAAGGCGAUAAGGGAGAUAAAGGUGCUACUGGAUAUGGCUUACCAGGUGAAAAGGGAGACCAGGGGCCACAAGGUUCACCUGGUAUACAGGGUCAAAAAGGUGAUAAAGGUGAACGUGGUUUGAACGGCCUUGAUGGACAACCCGGGCCACAAGGUAUGCAAGGUGAAAAAGGCGACCGAGGAUUCGCAGGUAGAAUCGGAUAUACAGGAGUACAAGGAGCUAAGGGUGAUAAAGGCGAUGCCGCGUCGAUCAUUUAUGGACCCAAAGGAGAACCGGGACCACGUGGUCCACCUGGCUUAAAUGGCCUUGCUGGAUUAGACGGUUCGCCUGGUUCACCCGGAUUAGAUGGAGCACCUGGAGAAAAAGGUGAUCGUGGUUACCCAGGGCCACAGGGGCCUCCUGGACCUCCUGGUCCUCAAGGACUUCAAGGUUUGCAGGGUGAUAGAGGAGAAAUUGGAAUUACAGGUAGACAAGGCAUUCCUGGAGCACCUGGUGCACCGUGUCUUAACCAAGAUUAUUUGACAGGAAUUCUCUUAGUUAGACAUAGUCAAAGUGCUGUUGUACCGCAAUGCGAACCAGGGCAUGUAAAACUAUGGGAUGGAUAUUCAUUGCUUUACAUAGAUGGUAACGAGAAAGCCCAUAAUCAAGAUUUAGGUUAUGCGGGAUCUUGUGUGAGAAAAUUCAGCACAAUGCCUUUCUUAUUCUGUGACCUCAAUGACGUGUGUAAUUAUGCUAGUCGAAAUGACAGAAGUUAUUGGUUAUCUACUGGCGAAGCUAUACCAAUGAUGCCUGUUGAAGGAAACGAUAUUGCCAGAUAUAUUUCAAGGUGUGUGGUUUGCGAAGUUCCUGCAAAUGUAAUAGCUGUACACAGUCAGACUUUGGAUAUUCCUUCUUGUCCGGGAGGAUGGAGUGAACUUUGGAUUGGAUACAGUUUCGUAAUGCACACGGGAGCUGGUGGUCAAGGCGGUGGUCAAGCUUUGGCAAGUCCAGGCUCAUGCUUAGAAGACUUCCGCGCUACACCAUUUAUUGAGUGUAACGGCGAAGGUGGAACAUGCCACCACUUUGCCAAUAAACUUAGUUUCUGGUUAACGACUAUAGAAGAUAGCGAACAAUUCGCUAGUCCUAAAAGAUCUACUCUUAAAUCUGGAAGGUUACUGGAGCUUGUAUCGAGAUGCACAGUAUGCAUCAAAAACACAUAGCAUUCAUAAAAUAAUCUAAGAAAUAAAACCUAAAAUAAGUAUCGAUUAUUGUAGUUAUUUUGUACAGAAAAUUAUAAUAAAAAAUACGCAGGUGACAUAACAUCCUGUCAUCUACAUAUAUAUACUUAAACUAUUAAUGAAUUAAAAAUUUAACUGUUCAGUUUGAAUUCAAAAAUGUACGCCUAAAUGUUUUUCUAUCAUAAUAAGGUCACACCAAAGCAAUAUUCUUAAGAUUUGCGUGAUAUAAGUCCACUAUUACCGAUUCUUAACAUGAUUUUAUUCCUAUAUCAUGAUGUGAUUUAUUAUUAUAUAAAUAGAUUCUAUAAAUCGGAAUUGUUUACGGACUAUUAUUAAUUAUAUAUUAUGAUUAAUUUCUCAUACCAUUUGAUGAAAAGUUCCCUAGUCACAGAAAAAUCCAACUAUUUAUGUAACAAUGGUAAUCUAAUUUGUGAUAAUUUGAUAUACAGAUUGACUGUAAGUUAUUAAUAUUGAUGCAUACAUUUAAAAUUCAGACCAAUAUAUUUUUAUUAAUUCAUUCGAAAUAUGUAUUACAUUAACAAUGAGCUUUAGGUAGUGAUGGUAAUUAUACUAUUAUUACGUUGAUAGAAACACUGCCAUAAUAGAAUAAUAAGAUUAGAAUUUAGUUACAUUUGAUCCUUAAUGAUAUAAUAGAUUAGUUGGUGUGAAACACCUUGAUAAAUGAUACAACAAUUAUUAUUAUUAUUAUACAAUUUCUUCAUUAUAACGUUCAGAUGUAAGUAAAUUCUAAUGGGUAAAUAAGAUGAACUCAGUUUUUAAUAAAUAAUGUUAAAAUG
Messenger RNA from Diatraea saccharalis (sugarcane borer), 6297 nucleotides. The record is from the annotation of a GenBank genome assembly. NCBI's taxonomy places the organism in Eukaryota, Metazoa, Arthropoda, Insecta, Lepidoptera, Crambidae.